Rasamsonia emersonii CBS 393.64 is the source of this 1566-nucleotide messenger RNA. Its product is annotated as Sugar transporter. Gene Ontology annotation, molecular function: carbohydrate:proton symporter activity. Gene Ontology annotation, biological process: carbohydrate transport; transmembrane transport. The record is from RefSeq and is a predicted model, not a curated record. Bases 1 to 1566 code for a protein of 521 amino acids. Lineage: Eukaryota; Fungi; Ascomycota; Eurotiomycetes; Eurotiales; Trichocomaceae. The transcript is spliced from 3 exons. Gene Ontology annotation, cellular component: membrane.
AUGGCGUACCUCCUUGUCAGUUUCUGCUGUGCCUAUGUUGCCCUGGGCUCGUUUCUAUUCGGCUAUGACUCCGGCGUGAUCUCGUCCAGCAUCGCCCAGCCUGCUUUCGUCGCCAAGUUUGGAGGCUCCUUGACUGAUGCUGCCACGGGGGGAAUCGUCUCGUCGUAUACAGGUCUGCUUUUUCGUCCCCUUUCUAGUGAAAUAGGUGCAACGCUUCUGACACUGCCAACCUUCAUCAUAGGCGGAGCAAUUGUCGGUUCGGCUGUAGUUUCAUUCAUAUCCGACACCUAUGGAAGACGGGUCGUUGUCUUUCUGGGCGGCCUUCUGGCGACUCUCGGUGGAGCUCUGCAAGGAGGCUGCGUCACCCUGGCCAUGCUCAUAGCUGGCCGCUUCAUCGCGGGCGUGGCGGUUGGUAUGAUGUCCGCGACAAUUCCAGUGUAUUGUUCUGAAGUCGCUCCCCCACGCAUUCGAGGACUUUUGGGAUCGAUGCAGCAGUGGAUGAUCGGGGUUGGAAUCAUGGUGGCUCAAUGGGUUGGAUACGGCUGCUCGCUAUACACGGACUCUUUCUCCUGGCGCUUCCCGCUGUCCUUCCAGGUCAUCCCAGCCCUUCUGAUUUCCGGUGGGACUCUCUUCGUCCCCGAGACGCCUCGCUGGCUCAUCGAGCAUGGCAAAGAGGAGACAGCCCGCUCCGUUCUUACUCGCCUGCAUCUGAACCGUGCAGAGUCGAACAGGGAUCUCGUGGAGCACGAAUUCCUGCGGAUCCGUGAGACUAUCGACGUCGAACGCCGUACGGUUGCCCGAUCCUGGCGACAGCUUUUUGCGCACCCUCGCUCGCGCCAACGAGUCCUGCUUGCAUGCGGGAUCCAGGCUUUCACGCAGUGUUCCGGCACAAACGUCAUCCAGUACUACGGUCCGCGCAUCUACGCCACCCUCGGCCUGUCGACGUCCACCUCGCUCAUGAUAAUCGGCAUCUGGGGCGCCCUGGCCGUGUUCUGGAACACGGUCUUCAUGGCGUUCGUCGACCGGAUCGGACGGCGCAAGCUCCUGAUCCCGUCGAUGCUGGGCAUGGGCGCGACCCUCUGCGUCGAGGCCACCCUGGCGCACUACUUCAACCCAGACUCGUCCACCAACGCCGCCGCCCUCCGCGCCGCCAUCAGCAUGUUUUUCGUCUUCACGCUGUUCUUCACGGCCUUAGGUCUGAUCUCCUGGGUGUAUCCGUCCGAGAUCUUCCCCACCGCCAUCCGCGCCCGCGGCACCAGCCUCUCGACCUUCACGAACUGGAGUCUCAACCUCGUCUUUGCGCAGUGCGGGCCCAUCGGCCUGAGCCGGCUGGGGUAUCGCUUCUUCUACUGCUUCACGGCCUUCAACUGGGCCGGUGCAGCUAUCGUCUGGUUCUGGUACCCGGAAACAGUGGGCCGGUCGCUCGAAGACGUGGGCGAGAUUUUUGGCGAUGUCCACAGCGACGACAUUGCCAUCAACAACGCCAUCAACAAUGGAAACAACAAUGAUGGUGAUGCUGAUGGUGAUGAUGGCAGAAACGGAUCCAUUCGCAUCAAACACGGUUGA